This is a messenger RNA of Apaloderma vittatum (bar-tailed trogon), 1154 nucleotides long. RefSeq names its product transmembrane protein 45A (gene TMEM45A). The transcript is spliced from 5 exons. The coding region runs from base 21 to 848 and encodes 275 amino acids. The record is from RefSeq and is a predicted model, not a curated record. NCBI's taxonomy places the organism in Eukaryota, Metazoa, Chordata, Aves, Trogoniformes, Trogonidae.
GUAAAGCCUAGCAGAAAAACAUGGGCAAUUUCAAAGGGCAUGCCCUCCCUGGAAGCUUUUUCCUUCUUUUUGGCUUCUGGUGGUCAGUGAAGUAUCCACUGAAGUAUGCCUGUCGAAAAAACAAGAAUGCUUGCUACUUUGGUUCCAGGGCAGGAUUUCAACGCCUGGAGUUUGUUGAGGGGAUCAUCAAAGCUGUCUUUGCCUUGAUUGGAAUGGUGGCCGAGCAGUUUGUUCCUGAUGGACCUCAUCUGAAGUUGUAUAAUUACGAGGAAAAGCACUGGGAUCACUUGAUGAACUGGCAGCACGCCACCAUGUACCUCUUCUAUGGCAUUUCAGGGUUGGUUGACAUCGUGGCUCAUGGGACCAACACAUUGCCAGUGGCCAUGGACAGGAUGAUGCUUUCCUUAGCAGUGUUUAUCGAAGGUUUUCUCUUUUGCUACCAUCUUCAUGGGAGAGCCAUGCUGGAUGUUCAUGUUCAUCAGUUAUUGCUAUUUGCUAUAUUUGGAGCUGCUGUUUGCAUAUUUCUGGAAGUCUUCUUCCGUGGCAGUAUUGUGCUAGAGAUGCUCCGUACAAGCCUCUGUAUAUUACAAGGCAGCUGGUUCUGGCAGAUUGGCUUUGUUCUUUAUCCUCCAAAUGGAAGCCCAGAGUGGAAUGAGACAGAUCAUACUAAUAUGAUGUUCCUGACCAUGUGCUAUUGCUGGCAUUAUGCCUUUGCUUUACUUAUACUUGCAGCGAAUUACACAAUUGUCAGCUGGGCAGUUCGUUUGAAGGCUAAGCAGUCCCAGAACUUGGAAAUGGGAUUACUGAAAACAUCUGAACGAGAUCAGGAAUCAGAAGAUGAAAUUUAGUAUGAAUGUGGCUUGACUAGUUUAUCCGCUCUACCAUUAGGCUAACUGAUACCUCAUUUCUAGAUUUGCUUGCCAUCUUAUUAAUUCAUUACUACAACUUUUUAUGCAAACGUCAUUCCCCAAGUACUGUCUACAUCUACACAGUUCCAUCUUCAUCUGCAGAGGGUAAGCUUGGUAUCGAUUUGCAGUGGUUGCACUAGUACCUCACUUACCACACGUUUUAGAGAAAACCAGACAGACUUGGACUGGAUGAGGUGGCAUAAUGAAGUCUGUAUGUCUGCCCAAUUAAAAGCUAAGCAAAAUGUU